Anopheles funestus (African malaria mosquito) is the source of this 1516-nucleotide messenger RNA. RefSeq names its product methionine-R-sulfoxide reductase B1 (gene SelR). Gene Ontology annotation, molecular function: peptide-methionine (R)-S-oxide reductase activity. Gene Ontology annotation, cellular component: cytoplasm. Gene Ontology annotation, biological process: response to oxidative stress; protein repair. The transcript is spliced from 3 exons. The coding region runs from base 197 to 925 and encodes 242 amino acids. The record is from RefSeq and is a predicted model, not a curated record. Lineage: Eukaryota; Metazoa; Arthropoda; Insecta; Diptera; Culicidae.
UCGCAUCGAUCCAUGGGGCAAAUUGUGCCAGCGUUCGAUUAUACGGUUUGUUUAUCAACACACUACAGCGCCCGGCAUUUGAUCGAAGGGUUUUGUGUUAUAUCACGCACGGUUUUUUUUCCUUUCACGCUACGGUUUUUCACGGUGAAAGUUUUUGUCUCGCGCAUUGAGAGCUGCAGCAUCGCGUUGCGUACAAAUGGUUGGAAUUAUUAGUUCCGGUGUGUGCCGUGCGACUGUCACCAUCAAAACGUUCCUUUUUCGGGAGUUCCUGCGUAAAGCGAAAGUAAACGGUACGGUACAUUUCUCGCUGGCAAGUAUUGCAGGUGGUGCCGUCUUUCGCAAGCAACUCCAAAGUGUGGCUGGAAGUAGGUGCUUAGUGAUGGGUUCUAGUGGAAGUGUGGUUCCGAGGAAUUUAGACUGGAAUUCGAAAAGAGAAAAAUCAUCCAGCAACGAAGCGGAUCAACACCAAACCCCAUUAACGAUGGAGAAAAAAGACGAACUGGUUGCAAAACUGACACCACUGCAGUACCACGUCACACAGGAAGCUGGAACCGAACGUCCGUUCACCGGGAAGUACAAUAAGUUCUACGAAAAGGGUACCUACAUCUGUGUCGUGUGCAGUCAAGAACUGUUUAGCUCGGAAACGAAAUACGACUCUGGCUGUGGUUGGCCGGCAUUUAACGAUGUGCUCGAUCAGGGCAAGGUGACACUCCACAAAGAUCCAAGCAUCCCCGGGGGUAAUAUCCUAUUGUUGAUCACACAACCAGGCCGCGUGCGGACGGAGGUACGAUGCUCGAAAUGCAAUGCACACAUGGGUCACGUGUUCGAGGAUGGUCCAGCACCGACCCGUAAACGUUACUGUAUCAAUUCGGCCGCGAUCGAAUUUAUGGCAGCCGGUUCCGAACGAAAAGAUGGUUCGAGCUAAGUAAAUUCGGCCGUUGUUUGUGAGAUAAUGGGCUGCGGUAGUUCCAGAUGGCGACCCGAAUUUUCCAGACUCUACAGUUUGAAGGAUUGUGGUACGCUGCACUAUCUUUAACGAGAUAUCUGGAGAGGUUCGUGUCAUGGAGAGGGACGCAAAGGACACGUUGUAAACAGCAAAGCAGCAAAGAUGAAUCGCACUGUGCCAGAAGGCUGAUAUGUAAAAGCUAUAAUAUCGUUCUUCAAUGUCGUCUAAUAUGAUAUGCAGGGGAAGUGGUGCCUAUUUAUUGAUGGAUUAGUUCUAUGGAUUAAUUUUAACCAGCGCCUGAAUGUGCUCCAGUUUGUCCACAACUUAUUCGUCGAAGCAAGCUGAACGUAAAAUAUUCUGUUUGAUUUGGUUUCCAUUCACGAGUCAGGAACGCAUGCUUCCGAUAGCGUAGUGAUAGCAGGAAUCAAGAGAAUAACGAAUAAAAUAAGGAGCGCAGGUUAAAAGUGAAGUCUUAAGGGCAAACAAUAUGUGUGAAAUAACAAAACAUUUCCGGUAAAAAUAAAGCACCUGAUGUUUUAAAAAAAUAUCAGAAAACAAUGUACUCAAGAA